AUGGAUUUUCUAAAAGCUUUUUGUGAUAUAUGCUGCAAUGAUGAAAAUUCAAUAGGAGAAAUGAAUUGCAAACAUAAAAUAUGUUUAGAAUGUUUCAAAAUUGCAGUUGUACCAAAAGAAAUAUGUCCUUUUUGCAAAUAAAUAGUGAAUCAAAUUUAGAUAGGAAAUAAGAUUAUAAACAUAUCAGAGUUUGAAAAGCAGAAAGAAAAGGAACUAGAUUUUGUAUAGAAUUAUAUCUGAAUUUUUAAUUAGUUUGAAGAAUCUCAUUUUGAAUUGGUGAAUGAAGAAUUUUUUGAUGAAGACAUUAGAAUAUUAAUAAACAAUUAAAAUAGAGCUAACUAAUUGAUGAUGAGAACAAUUCGAUAAACUGAUUCAUAGUUUAAUCUAAAAUGGUUUAUCUAUGAUCAAAUAUCUGAAUAGAUAAAUAAUUUAAAAUUCACAAAUAGUUUAGAAGUAUUUUAAGAAGUAUUUUGAUUAUUUGAUGAUUAGAUUAAUAAUCUCAACAUUUGUUUGAAUUUAAUUUUAUCAAAUAAUUGGGAAUAGGUUUAGUUUAAGGAUUAUAAAGAUGCUUAUUAUUUUUCAAAUAUUGAGGAUAACUAUUAAUUUAUAAUAGAAAAUAAAGUAAAGAAGAAUAAGAGAAGAAAAUAAAAACAUUGA
Paramecium pentaurelia is the source of this 657-nucleotide messenger RNA. The record is from the annotation of a GenBank genome assembly. Lineage: Eukaryota; Ciliophora; Oligohymenophorea; Peniculida; Parameciidae.